GAAAAUCUAAAAAUGUGAACCCAGCUUUAAGGUCCAAACCAAGUCUCUGCAGGACACAGAGCUGAGCAGAAAACUGUGUUGUGCACAUCAGCUUAAUGGACUAUAUUACCUUCCUUUUUACUUAAAAAUGAAGGAAAUCAGUAAGGAAGAAGACGACCAUAAAAUCCGGGAUUAUGACACCAUCACCUCUUUCCUGGGAUCCUGGGGACGCUUUCAGAUGAGGAUUUUUUUGGCGUUGGGCAUCAGCAUCCUCCCGAACGGAUUCACUGGGAUCUACAUCGUUUUUGUAGGCGCCACUCCGCCUCAUGAAUGCCAGAUUCCUGAGAACAACAGCAUCAGUGAGAUGUGGAGGAAUGUGUCAGUCCCAAUGGAAACAGUCGAUGGCGUCACAAAGCGCAGCUCCUGCUGGAGGCUUAACCUGGAAACAGUCAGGAACUACUCUCAAAAGAACUUGAUCCCAAAUGUGGAUGUGAAUGUCAGUGAAAUUCCCCUGGAGACGUGUCUGGAUGGAUGGACAUACAGCAAAGACGUCUACCAGUCAACCAUCGUUACAGAUUGGGACUUGGUGUGUGAUAAUGCAUAUAAAUCUCCACUGACCACCUCUAUUCAUUAUGUUGGGGUUCUGGUGGGAACCGUGGCAUCAGGCCAGAUGUCUGACAGGUUUGGGAGGAAACCGAUUCUUUUUGUCAUGAUGGCUCUUCAAACUUUAGCAACGGCAGCACAGAUCUUUUCACCCAGCUGGGAGAUCUUCACCUUCAUAUUUUGUCUCGUGGGAGCUGGAGGAUACUCCAACUACACUAUAGCAUUUGUUCUGGGAUCUGAAAUUCUCAGCCCGAAAACUCGGGUUGUUUUUUGCUCGCUGGGCGUUUUUAUGGGCUCAGCUGUUGGCUACAUGCUAAUGCCUGCGGUGGCCUAUUUCAUCCGGGACUGGAGAAUGCUGCUGAUCGCAAUGGCUGCAUCUGGACUCAUCUAUAUUCCUCUGUGGUGGUUACUCACAGAGUCUCCUCGCUGGCUGCUUUCUCAGGGGAGAAUAAAAGAAGCAGAGGAAAUUAUUAUAAAUGCUGCAAAAAUGAAUAAAGUAGAAAUCCCUCAGGAUAUUUUCAGACCAGCUGAGAUUGAAGAUGCUUUGUCUAAAAGUGAUGAGAAAACAAACAUAUUUGUCAUCCUGAAAAGUUGCAAUAUAGCAUCUAUUACACUGUUAUGUGCCAGUCUGUGGGUAAUCAUUACCCUUAGCUAUUAUGCUUUGCUCCUCAACACUUCCAAUCUUAAUGGUGACCCCUACCUGAACUGCUUCCUGUCUGCUGUGACAGAAGUCCCAGCGUAUAUAAUCGCCUUGUUGCUGCUGCAGUUCUGCUCCAGGCAUGUGUGUCAGUCCUCCACUUUGCUCCUUGGAGGCGUCAUGAUCCUCUGUGUCCAACUCAUUCCCAAAGAUCUGCCCACUGUGGCUGUGCUGCUGGAGAUGUUAGGAAAGUUUGGAGUGACUGCAGCGUUCUGUGUGGUGUAUUCAGUCACAACUGAGCUCUUCCCCACCGUUAUCAGAAAUACAGCGAUGGGCUGCUGCUCCAUGGCCGCCCGAAUCGCCACCAUCAUCUCUCCUUUCAUCAUCUAUCUGGGGAAAUACUACAAGGCGCUCCCUUACAUUGUGAUGGGUGUCUUAGCCAUUUGUGGUGGGAUUAUCUGCUUCAUUCUGCCAGAGACGUUUGGGAAAACGCUGCCAGAGUCUUUACCGCAAAUGCAGCAGAUCUGCGGGAGAAGAAAAAAAGUGGAAGAUGAAACUAUGGAGAAAGAGAACAUUUCCCAAUCUAAAGAAACCAAGUUAUAGUUACACACAUAUUUAUAUAUAUACUGUGUUGCUCUUCCUGUUGACAUAGUUGCCCUUAUUUAGUUGCACUGAAUAUUUUUAAUAUGCAAUAUCAUUAUGACAGUUGAGAGAGGGAAGAAAAAGUUUGUUCUCACAACUGCUGAUUCAUUUAUUUACUUAUUUCCUUGUAACUUAAAUGUAAAAAAAAAAGUUUUUCUUCAUAUUGACAGGAAAAUGUUAUUUUCCUGAUCGUAUCAGCCAGAUGAAGAGUGCACAUCCAGCUAUUGUGACACAGUUCAAAGGUCAUUUCUGAAAGUUGUCUUUGAGUCAGAGUUUGGAGUUGCAAAGUUGGGUUUGUGUCUGCAGAGGACAUCCAAGGACUAACUUUUGUACAUUAAAAUUAUUUAAAGCCUGUCAA
Poeciliopsis prolifica (blackstripe livebearer) is the source of this 2219-nucleotide messenger RNA. RefSeq names its product solute carrier family 22 member 4-like. Gene Ontology annotation, biological process: transmembrane transport. NCBI's taxonomy places the organism in Eukaryota, Metazoa, Chordata, Actinopteri, Cyprinodontiformes, Poeciliidae. The transcript is spliced from 10 exons. The record is from RefSeq and is a predicted model, not a curated record. Gene Ontology annotation, molecular function: transmembrane transporter activity. Gene Ontology annotation, cellular component: membrane. Bases 128 to 1822 code for a protein of 564 amino acids.